Messenger RNA from Aspergillus vadensis CBS 113365, 6369 nucleotides. Its product is annotated as type I polyketide synthase. Bases 1 to 6369 code for a protein of 2122 amino acids. Gene Ontology annotation, biological process: secondary metabolite biosynthetic process; fatty acid biosynthetic process. The transcript has 7 exons. NCBI's taxonomy places the organism in Eukaryota, Fungi, Ascomycota, Eurotiomycetes, Eurotiales, Aspergillaceae. Gene Ontology annotation, molecular function: fatty acid synthase activity; 3-oxoacyl-[acyl-carrier-protein] synthase activity; phosphopantetheine binding. The record is from RefSeq and is a predicted model, not a curated record.
AUGAGCGAGAUGGAGACAGUCGCCGAAGUAUUCAUUUUCGGUGAUCAAACGGUAGCAUUCGAGUCGACGCUACACAUGUUGCUGCACGUGAAGGACGAUGCAGUUCUCACUGACUUCUUUGAUCGCGUUGCGUACCAGUUGCGGCGACAUGUCGGGAAUCUCCCCUUGCAUCAGCAAGAAUGGUUCCCUUACUUUACUACCCUCAUUGACUUGCUAGCCCAGCACCAAAACUGCCAGGCGGCUCCAGCAUUAAAGUUGCCCCUGUUAUGUGCGACGGAGCUUGGCCAAUUUAUUAGGCAUUAUGGACAAGCAGGAAGAACAUACCUUGCACCAGAAAGUACCUUUCUAAUUGGGGCUUGCACGGGGGCUUUUGCAGCAGCAGCAGUUGCAACUUCCCAAACUUUGGCAGAGCUUGUUCCUGCUGCGGUUGAAGCCGUCACCGUUGCGUUACGGACAGCGCUGCGAUCACUGAUCCUGCGAAUUGACCUUGAAUCUACUGUACAUGAAUCACAGAAAUCAUGGUCCGCUAUUGUAGGGGCCUGUGAGCCUGAAGCAGCAAGUGCAAUCCGGAGCUUCAACAUUGAGAAGGGGCUGCCUCCUGUAGCUCGUCUAUACCUCAGCUCAGUCAGUCGAACGAAUGUUUCGAUUAGCGGGCCUCCACGCCUUCUGGGCCAGUUCCUUUUAUCAUGUGCCUGGAAGCACUCGUUACUUCCUAUUGAACUGCCAUACCACGCGUCGCAUCUCUUCCGGAAGGACGAUGCAGAAUUUAUUGUGGGCGAAUUCCACGACUUCUCACUGCUGAAGUACACGCAACGGACCAAGGUUGUUUGCGCCGUUUCUGGCGAAGUUGUUGCAGCGUCUGACCUGCGCAGUCUGCUGCAUCGAGCUGUCCAGGAAGCCCUCUGUGAGCCUCUCCAGUGGAAUUGCAUUACUGCAUCUCUUUCUCAGGAGUUAAGGCAGGGCCAGUUUACAGAAUGCGUGAUCAACCAAGUCUCAUCGCGAAGCGGAUCGCUCAUCAGCUCAGCUUUAUCACAAGAAGCAUUUCUCGGAGUCAAAAUCGUGCAAUCUAUAGGAGAUGUUGCCGUGUCACCUAUCUCGAGCCCAACUGGCAAAUUCUCUCAAUCAAGCAUUGCCAUUAUUGGGUUCUCUGGACGCUUCCCGGAAUCUGGCUCUAAUGAGGAAUUCUGGGAGAUGCUUCUGGCUGGUCGAGAUGUACAUCGCACCAUUCCCGAGGAUCGGUUCGACUGGAAGGCCCACUACGAUCCCACUGGCAAGACAAAAAAUACCAGUCGCGUGAAGUAUGGAUGCUUUAUCAAAGAGCCUGGGGUGUUCGAUGCUCGCUUUUUCAAUAUGUCUCCUCGGGAGGCCGAGAAUGCAGAUCCGGCACAGCGAUUGGCCAUCACUACGGCAUAUGAGGCAAUGGAGAUGGCGGGGCUGGUGCCAAAUGCGACACCGUCCACCCAAGGGGAUCGCAUCGGGGUGUUUUAUGGGGUGACGAGUGAUGACUGGCGUGAGGUCAAUAGCGGGCAAAAUGUUGACACAUACUUUAUCCCGGGGGGAAAUCGUGCCUUCAUUCCCGGAAGGAUCAGUUAUUUCUUCCGGUUCUGUGGCCCUAGCCUGAGUAUCGACACGGCAUGCUCAUCCAGCUGCGCGGCUAUUCAAACAGCGUGUGCCUACCUAUGGCGAGGUGAAUGCGACACAGCCCUGGCUGGAGGCGUGAAUGUGUUGACGAACCCUGAUAACUUCUGUGGACUGGAUAGGGGCCACUUUCUGACGGCUAAAGGCAAUUGCAAUGCUUUUGAUGAUGAAGCGGACGGAUACUGUCGCUCAGACGCCGUUGGUACCGUUAUUCUCAAACGCCUAGAGGAUGCUCUGGAGGAUAACGAUCCCAUCUUUGGAGUCAUCCGUGGUGCAUACACCAACCAUUGUGGUCGAACAGACUCCAUCACCCGACCUUUUGAAGGCGACCAAGCGACUGUGUUCAAUCGGAUCAUGCGAUAUGCUGGAGUCAACCCCGAAGACGUGGGUUACGUGGAAAUGCACGGCACUGGAACCCAGGCCGGGGAUGCCACUGAGAUGAAGUCGGUGCUAUCUGUAUUUGCGCCUCAUGUGCGCAGACAGAACGCUCUGUACUUGGGUACAGCAAAAGCUAAUAUGGGCCAUGCUGAGUCUGCUUCCGGAGUUUCUUCCUUGAUAAAAGUGCUACUGAUGAUGCGAAAUGAUAUGAUCCCACCGCACUGUGGCAUCAAGACUCGGAUAAACCAUACCUACCCAAAUGACCUAAAACAGCGCAAUGUGCAUAUUCCAUUCAAACCCACACCUUGGCUUCGUGAACAGAUGCCGCAAUUCAAGCGAACAGUGUUCUUGAAUAACUUCAGCGCAGCAGGAGGUAAUACCGCCAUGCUCCUCGAGGAUGCACCAAUUCGAGAGAGCAAGUUGGCUGCGGAUCCUCGCUCCAAGCACCUAGUGACAGUGACAGCGAAAACCAUCAAAUCUCUCAAGGGGAACAUCAGUACUCUAAUAGCAUAUUUGGAGCAACACCCGGGUAUAUCCUUGUCGUCUUUAUCCUACACCACCACUGCCCGACGUAUCCACCAUAGCUAUCGAAUCAUAGUGUCCGGCUCUGAUACAGGGGAAUUCCUACACCGGAUGCAAGAGAUUUUGCCGGGAUUGGAGAGCCACAGACCAGUUCCUCCACCGGGAAAGCUGCCAAACAUUAUUCUGACGUUCACCGGACAGGGCACCCUCUAUGUCGGUAUGGGCAAACAGUUCUACGACACGGUACCCUCGUUCAGGGCAGACGUCACGAGGUUCAAUGAAAUCGCAAGCCAAAUGGGCUUUCCAAGCUUCUUGCCUCUUAUUGAUGGCACCAUGAUCAACCAUCAGGAAGCAUCGCCCACCGUAGCCCACCUCGCCUUGGUCUGCAUUCAGAUGGCACUAUACAACUACUGGAAGUCUCUAGGGAUAAUACCAUCGGCAACCAUUGGCCACAGCCUCGGCGAAUACCCUGCACUGUAUGCUUCGGGUGUUCUUACAGCCUCGAGUGUAAUAUAUUUGGUGGGCGCUCGGGCUACCUUGCUGGCGGAGAAGACCACCCCACGGACUCAUGCCAUGCUGGCGGUGAAGGGGUCCGUAGAUUGUAUCCAGGGCGAGCUACAGAAUACUGGGUGCGCUCUGGCUUGCCUGAACCAACCUUUUAGCAAUGUUGUGAGCGGAUCGAUCAAAGCGUUGAUGCAGUUGAAGGACUGGCUCACGUCUCGUGGCAUUGAAAGUGUCCAGCUUGAUAUACCAUAUGCCUUUCACUCCGCACAAGUGGAUCCGAUCCUAGAUGACUUCAUGGCGAUCGCUGCGGGUGUUCAGUACUGCGUUCCAUCAAUUCCAUACAUCUCACCUCUUCUGAGCAGGGUCAUUCCAACUGGCCAGCCAAAUAUAUUGGGAGCUUGCUAUUUGAAAAACGCAUGUCGUGAGCCAGUCAACUUCCAGGGUGCUGUCGAAGCAGCAGAGAAGACUGGUCUAGUCAACGAGAAAACCAUAUGGGUGGACAUUGGCUCGCACCCGGCCUGCUCAGGCAUGGUAAAGGGCAUACUGGGUGCAAAAAGCGUCACAGUUGCAUCGCUCCGGAAAGGCUCAGAUCCCUGGAGUGUGCUAUUGGCAAGCCUAGAAGUCCUUUACUCCCAUGGUAUUGACAUCCAGUGGGCCGAGUAUCAUCGCGGGGUUGUUGGUGCUCGCGAGGUCCUCCAACUGCCGCGGUAUGAUUGGGAUCUGAAGAAUUAUUGGAUUCAAUACAGGAACAACUUUUGUCUCUUGAAAGGUGAAGGCUUGGCUCCUGCGGAACAGCAAGCAGUGUUGCCGCAUAUGGAGUCUCCGCGCAUUCCCCAGUAUCUUUCUCCAUCUGUCCAGAGAAUUCUCGAGCAGAAUGACGGCCCAGAAAUAUCUACCCUCUUAGCUGAGUCAGAUAUUCACGAGGCAAGGCUGGCGCCAAUAUUGGCAGGUCAUGUUGUUAAUGGCGCGAUGCUAUGUCCAUCGUCACUCUAUGCCGAUAUUGGUAUAACUAUCUCGAAGCACAUGCUGGAGGAAAUUGGAAAAUUCACCGAUACAGUUGGACUAGAUGUCACUGACAUGCAGGUGCAAAACCCAUUGAUCUCUCGACCAGACACUGAAUCGCAAGUCUUCCAUGUGUCUGCAUCGGCAGACUGGAAAAUAAAUAGCAUCUCCUUCCGAUUGUACAGUGUCAACGGCAGGGGUAAAAAGACUGUCGAGCACGCUGCAUUUGUGGUGCACAUUACCGAGCAGGUUCAGACAUGGUUGACUGAAUGGAAACGUCAUGCACAUUUGGUACGGAGUCGAAUUGCCUCCCUACAUCGCAGCGCGGAAGAAGGCGACGCGCACAAACUCAAGCGACGCCUGGCAUACCAGUUGUUCGCCACUCUCGUGCAAUAUGAAAAAAGCUACCAGGGGAUGCAGGAGGUUGUUUUAGACUGUGACAAUCAUGAAGGCACUGCCAAGGUAUCCUUCCAGAUCGACGAUAACGGCUUCGUGUUCAAUCCGUGCUGGAUAGACAGUCUUGGGCAUAUUGCUGGAUUCAUCAUGAAUGCCAGCGAUGCUACUCCUUCCAAAGAGCAGGUCUUUAUUAACCAUGGCUGGGAGCGUAUGCGAUGCGCCGUGCGGUUUGACAAAGGAAAGCAGUACCAAGUGUAUAACCGAAUGCAGCUGGAGACGGGGACAACCUACGUGGGUGACACAUACAUAUUUGAGGGAGAGACAGUAGUGGCAGUGUAUCAAGGGAUUCGAUUUCAAGGGGUCCCUCGACGACUUCUCGACCGACUACUGCCGCCCAAGUCGCAGUCGCGCCUCGCAGAGAGGAAUCAGGAAGUGCACCCUACAACAGCACCCGUCAACAAUCAACCGGUAUGCCGAAGAGCUGGUUCUCCAUCUGUACCACUAGCUCCAGCUCCACAGCCCAAGGCGCCGGUAGGUUCGUCGGGUGGUAUCGCAGAGCGUGUAAUGGCCAUCAUUGCCAAAGAAGCGGGCGUCGAUCUAUCAGACUUGGGGGCUAAUGAAGAGUUCGCCAACCACGGGAUUGACUCGUUGCUAUCACUGACCAUCUGUGGUCGUAUUCAAGAGGAGCUGGAUGUUGAUGUUCCAUCUUCGUUGUUCGUAGACUAUCCCACUCCUAAGGAUCUGGUCGGUUUCUUUGGUGUGGAGGAUGACUCUUCUCAGCACACAUCCUCCUUGGAAGGAAGCACCGAGGACGACACAUCAAGCUACGAGACGGUUGCGACUUCAGAGCACGAGUCGGAUGUGUCUGUAUUGGAGAUUCUCCGGACAACGAUCGCCCAGGAAGCGGGCAUAUCAACCGAUGAGCUGACACCGACCACGGCGUUUACUGAUAUCGGCGUGGACUCAUUACUCGCCCUUACCAUUGUGAGCACCAUGUCAGAGACCUACGACAUAACCCUGCCUUCAAAUAUGUUAAUGGAGAAGGUGAACCUGGAAGAGGUCGGAAAUGCACUUGGUCUUGAAGUGAGCCCGAAGACUUCCUCACAGCAUUUGAUGCUUCCUACGCCCGCUUUCGAUCUAUCUGUUGGUCCACAAGCCACUUCCAUCUUGCUGUGGGGUAAGCCCAAGACAGCUAAAAAGAUACUAUUCCUCUUCCCGGAUGGGUCAGGAUCAGCCACAUCCUACUCUGCCCUUCCCAAGCUUGGCAACGACACAGCUGCGUAUGGGCUGAACUGCCCAUGGAUGAAGACACCGGAGCAGAUGACAGUCAGCCUCGAGGAACUGACAGCAAAGUACCUUUUGGAAGUACGUCGACGUCAGCCGAACGGUCCAUACUAUUUGGGCGGUUGGUCCGCUGGAGGAAUCUGCGCGUACGAAGCUGCCCGCCAGCUCGCGCAAGACGGUCAGACUACGGCCAAGCUAAUUCUAAUCGACUCACCUAACCCAAUCGGUAUGCAGAAUCCCCCGAAGAGAAUGUACGACUUUUUCCAAAGCAUCGGACUCUUCGGGACCAGUGGCAAGCCACCACCUGAUUGGUUGAUCCCGCACUUCAAUGCCUUUAUCCGGUUGCUGGACGCAUAUCGGAUCCAACCACUUGGAGCGUCCAUCGAGACUCACAUAGUGUACGCACGCGACGGAAUCUGCAAGGAUGCUGGUAGCCCUCGGCCGGAGCGCCGGCCAGAUGACCCGCGUGAGAUGGUCUGGUUGAUUGAGAAUCGGACGGACUUUAGUGGGGAUGGGUGGGCAUCGCUGUUAGGAAGGCCAGACCUCCAUAUCGAGGUCCUGAGCCAGGUCAAUCAUUUCUCGAUGAUGGAUCCAGGGAAGCAUAUGGAAGCGUUUGAGGGGUUUCUUCGCCGGGCUUUGCUGUAG